This is a messenger RNA of Scylla paramamosain (green mud crab), 2433 nucleotides long. RefSeq lists its product as uncharacterized. Bases 305 to 1036 code for a protein of 243 amino acids. The transcript is spliced from 2 exons. Lineage: Eukaryota; Metazoa; Arthropoda; Malacostraca; Decapoda; Portunidae. The record is from RefSeq and is a predicted model, not a curated record.
CGCAGCUUAUGGGUACUUAUAGAGACUUCCUAUUGGUGCAACUCGUGGUGUUAAGUGGUGGUAGCACGUGAUUGGCCCGAGGAAUUAUAGACACAGUGAUCCUAUCCAGCAGCUACCCACAAUUCAAAGCAUUAAACAACUGAAGUUCAGGCAACAAUACACCAUUUAUGUUUACCUGUGGACUUAGAAAAAGUUGAGAGCGCUGUGCAUUCCCAGGCCUAUUGUGGCGUUAUUAUUAAUUUCCGACAAGUAGUGUAAUCAUUAGAAAUGAUGUGAAUAGUGAGAAGAACAAAAUGAGGCUAAGAUGGCUUCUAAGCGACGUUAUCUGUGUGCCCCCAUAAACGAGAUAUCUGGAGCCCAACUUCCAUCCUCUGGAGAAGUUCUGGGCCUCCUGACCUACAAGUUGGACGUAGAGAAGAUGACGGUGGUGGACGCGUCCCGGAAGGUCUCGAAAAUUGUUGAGGCGCUGUGGGCUAAGGCUAGAAUUCCCAUGCAGCGGAUUGACACCGUCGUCAAGAACAUCCAGACCUUGUACAAGGAGUACACCCUUGUACGCAAGAACAAGGCACGGACAACAGGAACACAAGUGAAGAGGGAGGAGGAGUUCAAGGAGCGCCUGGCGAAUCUCUUCGACGUCGCGAAGGCCGGCGCUUUAGAGACAAUGACAAACGAGGAGGACAAAGCUUUUCUUCUCGCUCAACGUGAACCAGGACGCCGGGGACGCAUGGGAGGGGUGGACACAGCACUAGCUGCCCAAGAACAGCGAUCGUCACAGCGGCAAGCGACACAGGAGGUGAGGAAGCGACGCGCGGAGGAGGAGGCGUCGACGUCCGCGGCAAGAGUCCAGUUGGAGGAUUCGUCCUCAACCUCCUCUAGCACCAGCGCCGAAGGAAGCCCCACACUUGGUAUCUCCCCAGUCCCACCCAAACGGCCUCGAGCGAACCUCAACAUCGUCACCCCGGACGUGGCGGCCUCUUUGGAUCGCGUCAAGGUGAGCGACCGUGGCGCAGUGUUCGUCCUCACCGAGACGAACUAGCGUUCGAUGAGUAAAAUUUCAGAGUCGUUGAGCACCGUUUAAAUAUAUUCCGAUUUCAAUGAAACCUUGCACAGCACGUUUCUGGGUCAAAAGGAACAAGAAUCCGGGUUUGGAGCAUAGACAUUAUUCGUUUGAAAUUUCACCCCCCUACAGAGGGCCACCCUAAUAUAUAUAUAUAUAUAUAUAUAUAUAUAUAUAUAUAGGCACAAAAAUUUUUAUUUUCAUAUGAAUAUAGUUUAAGCCACACAGGAUCUCAGAACACUGACGAAUGUACCUGUCACGAUGAUGGAUGGUUAGCAUCUGACGCAAUAAUACGCACCAAACCUUAAUAUAGGGACACUGUACAUCCCAGGAACUAGUCCUAUGCCUAACUAUAAGUAUUAAUUUUGCAAUAUCCUUGACAGUUUAUCACCCUUGCACAUUCACAAAUUAUUCUUGAAUAUUUUUGCUAAUGGUCCCAUGUACUCCCAAAAUCUAAAGAUGACCUAUUAAUAAUUUCUGGAUCUAAAUAUUAACAAAGAAUUUCUCUCAAAAUACAUAAUAUUAUCAGUUCUAACAUAUUUCCUCUUAAUCUACAACAUUUCGUGACUGGGAUUUUUCAUGUGACCGGCCCAGCAGAAACUAGGUAUAUGGUUAUUUUACAGUUGCCUUGUAAACCAAGGGAUAUAUUCCUCUGCAUGCCUUCUUCAUAUCCAAAUAUCAACAUCUAAUUUAACCACUUGUAGCUUACAAUUUCAUUUAAUUUUCUUCUUCUAAGGUUUUACUGAUUGCAAAAGUAUAUAUAAAAUUUUAUUUAUGUAACCAAGGAGCAAAUGAAUUCUUAUAUCCAUGACUUCCUUUAGGCCAUAUAAAAUUACUUCACAGGAUUAUUAUUAUUCAGAUAAUGUUAUUUUCUUUCUUUUUUUUUUCCUUCCUACUUGCUAUUUUGUCCCAUGACACUGUGCCUUUAGAUAAAGUGACACAUGAGAGUGCAAGUGCUGAAAACCUUCUUAAAGACUGGGCCAUUAGUCACCAAAUUCAUCAUGCAGUCUUAAAAGAUCUACUUAAUAUUUUACAGUCUCAGUAUGAUCUAAAUUUGCCAUCAGACCCUCUCAUGCUAUAUAGAAUUGCUUCAAAUAUUUAAUUUUUAAUUGAGACCAUUUCUGACUGUAAAAUAAGAAUUACAAUUAUCUUUCCAUCAAUAAAAUGUGAUAGGAUUCCAUUAUUCAAAAGUUUUGGUCCAUUUUAAUAAAAUUCUGCACUGAUUAUGAUACAAGCACUUAUUCAAAACCUGCUCCAACUAGCAUUAACUUGGGAAAUUCAAAACCAGGUAAUGUAGAAUAUUUGAAGUAUUUUAUCAAUAAAAUGUGUACAUUGAAAAAUGGUUAUGAAUUCAAAGAUGAUAAGUUACUAACAAG